AUGGCUUUACGAAACUCCGUCUUAGACGAGAAAGACAUCGAAGCAAUCGCUUCACACCUUGACAAUGUUCCUACCAGGAACAACCAAGGACUCUCAGCUGAAGACAUGGAAUUUGUCGCCAACUUUUCAGAGGAGAAGAAGAAGAAAGUCUUGGCUAAAAUCGACUGGCGACUCAUGCCUAUGCUCGCCAUCCUCUAUCUCGUCACCUAUAUCGACAAGGCCAACAUUGGAAAUGCGAAAAUCGAGGGAAUGCUGCCGGAUCUAAAAAUGAACGGCGAACAAUAUAACAUCGCCCUGUCCAUUUACUUUAUCCCAUAUAUUCUGGCUGAGGUCCCCAGUAAUAUGCUUCUCAAUAAAUUCGCCAAGCCUUCGCAGUACAUGGCUACCAUCAUGUUCAUCUGGGGUAUCGUUGUGGUGUGCACAGGUCUGAUCCACAACUUUGGCCAGCUUUGCGCGAUCCGCAUUCUACUUGGUCUAUUUGAGGCUGGCUUCUUCCCCGGUGCGAUCCUCAUCAUUUCGAAAUGGUAUCUACCCCACGAGACACAAACCCGAGUCGCGAUUCUAUAUACCUCAGCAGCUACUGGAGGCGCUUUUUCUGGUCUAUUUGCAUAUGCUAUUGCAAAGAUGGACGGAGUCGCAGGCAUGGGCGGCUGGCGAUGGAUAUUCUUUAUUGAAGGUAUCUUUACCAUCGUCAUGUCCUUUGUCACAUACUUCCUCCUCAUCGACUCACCAAGCCUGUCAUACUGGCUCACCGACGAAGAGAAGCGUUAUCUCCUUCUUCGACAAGCAUCUAGGAGAGUCACCAACUCUGGAGAGUACCGCGAAAAGACCUUCGACAAGGGCGCUUUGGUCUCUGUGCUCAAGGAUUGGAAGGUUUACCUCCUUACUAUCAUGUCCUGGUCCAACGCCGCACCAAACUACGGUCUCAAGUUUAGCAUGCCUUCCAUUGUCAAGGGAAUGGGAUAUACUUCGUCCAAUGCUCAGCUGAUGACCAUCCCGCCUUACUUCUGCGGAGCCAUCUCGUCGUACGUCAUUGCCAGGUUCGCAGAUCGCUGCAAGUGGAGAAUGCCAUUCAUCAUCGGUCCCCAACUCUGCAUCAUUGUCGCUUUCUCGAUCCUAAUGACAAAGGCUGAAUUUAUUGUUGAAAACCUUGGCGUCUGUUAUUUCGCAGUCUGCCUCGCUUGCUCCGGGAUGUAUCCCAUUCUGCCUGGCGUAAGUGCUUGGAAUAUCGACAACAACCUCAACCCCACCAAACGAGCAAUCAGCAUUGGUUACCUAACCUGCGCGGGUACGAUUGGUGGAAUUUACGGAAGCUACAUCUAUAUCGAGAGCGAAAAGCCCAAAUAUACCACAGGAUACGGUGCUUCGUUGGGAUUCGCCGUCGCUGGUAUUUUGGCCGCUGCCUCACUCGAAGCUGCUCUUGUCAUGAUUAAUAAGAAACGGGGUAAGAUGAGUGAGAGUGAGAUUCGGAGCAAGUAUACCGAGGAUGAGCUUGAGGCUAUGGGUGAUGCCAGUCCUUUGUAUCGAUAUAAGCUAUAA
This is a messenger RNA of Fusarium sp. VM40, 1539 nucleotides long. NCBI's taxonomy places the organism in Eukaryota, Fungi, Ascomycota, Sordariomycetes, Hypocreales, Nectriaceae. The record is from the annotation of a GenBank genome assembly.